Molecule: messenger RNA, 1890 nt
Organism: Alnus glutinosa
Lineage: Eukaryota; Viridiplantae; Streptophyta; Magnoliopsida; Fagales; Betulaceae
Product: CAAX prenyl protease 2
Exons: 11
Coding region: 173-1096 (307 amino acids)
Biological process (GO): CAAX-box protein processing
Cellular component (GO): endoplasmic reticulum membrane
Molecular function (GO): metalloendopeptidase activity
Source: RefSeq, a predicted model, not a curated record
UCCCGGUCAGCGGUCACCGUUCACCAGAAAAGAAAUACUGGGAGACACGGAGAUUCCAAGUAGUCGUCCCCAAGUCAACGAAACUCCAACGAACAAGCACAAAAGCAAGUAAGCAGAAAAUCUCCUUCUUAUUCUCUCUAGCCUCUAGGUCUUGAAAGCUAAACCAAGAGCAAUGGAAGAAGAAGAAGAGGGCAUUUCGAAGCCGACGGCAGUGACGGCCUGCACGGCCAUGGCCUUACUCUACGUUGCGAUUCUCUACGCGCCCACUCUGAUCCUCCGUCUCCCACCCCCUCCCUCCUUGAAGACCUUCAUGAUCCGACGGUUCGUGUGCACCGCUAUCUCCUCUAUUCUCUCACUCCUCGUCAGCGCUCUCAUCCUCCCCAUAAGAAGCAGCGAGGCAUCGAUUCUGUUCGGUGUUUACGGCAUCCGAGUGGACCAUAUUUGGCAAGCUGUGCUGUUUCCUCUUUCAUUGACUUCUCUGAUGUACGCCGGAUCUUUGGUGCUGAAGACUAUGUUAUUGGUGGACUCGCGGAGGGAAAACGCCACUCGCGAUGGCGAAGGCAUUUCAUUGCAAAAGUUCCUUGCUUCGAUAGUUUCGGUUGCUUCAAAUGUUUUGGUUUGGCGUAGUUAUGUUGUGGCACCACUUACUGAGGAGCUGGUUUUUAGAGCAUGUAUGAUACCUCUACUACUCUGUGGAGGAUUCAAACCAUACACUGUCAUACGUCUCUGCCCUAUUUUCUUCAGCUUGGCACAUCUAAACCAUUUAAUGGAGUUCUACAGCAAGAAAAACUAUAGCUUGAUCAAAACUUCCUUGGCUGUAGGUCUCCAGCUUGGUUACACUGUAAUCUUUGGGUCAUAUGCAUCUUUCCUCCUCAUUCGAACUGGACAUCUUCUUGCUCCGUUAGUUGCUCAUACAUUUUGCAAUUUUAUGGGAUUGCCCGUGCUGUUUUCACGAAGGAGUGGGAUGGUAAGUGUUGCAUUUCUUGCUGGAAUGGUGGGCUACCUCUGGCUUCUUUUUCCAAUGACACGCCCCGAUUUGUAUAAUGAUAGAUUAAAUAAUUGCAAAUGUUGGCAUGGAUAUUGUUCUUGGGACUGAGUAUGUGACAUUUUAUAAAAUAGCUUUUUUCUUUUUAUAAAGAAAACUUGAAGAUGAAGGGGGGUGGGGGAUAGCAAGAAAAGAAAAGAAGAUGGAAAAGGAAGAUAAGUUGAUGCAACCUUUGUGGUAUAUUAUGUUAUAUCAUGCUUUUUUUGGUUCCUUCAGGUAAUUGACCGUUGAUUUUGCUAUGAGAAGGAGAAGCCAGACUGAGAAUGACUGCUUUCUAAUCAAGAUAUCUGGACUUUUGGGUGAGAAAAUGUUAAAAGGAUGCAGAGGCGCCAAGAUUUAAAAACCAGCCUUCACAGCUCACACAAAAUUCCUCUGCUUUAAUAUAUGCAGACUACUCAAAGCCAUUCCACCCACAAGGCUCUUCGUCCACCCCGUUUUGCUCUUCACUAGCUUUGAUAGCCCCUUGGAUACCCAAACUUUCCUUGCCACUAUCGGUGUCUUGGCUGCCAUUGCUCUUUCUCUUGUUCUUGGUCUCAAGGAACCAAGGGCAGUUUCGGCACCAUUUAAGCAUUAUGGGUAUGAGAGGGACAAUUAUGUGACUCAUGGCUAGGGCUUCUAAAAUGAUGGUGGGCUAGGCCGUCCCAAGAUUCGCAAUGAUGGUUUGGAUUGGCUUCGAACCAUCAUCACCAUCUCCCCUUCCCCUCCCCCCUCUUUAUCAUCAAUUACUCUUUUGUUUUAUUUAUGCCCUCUUCUCUUGUAUUUUGAUUUAAAUAUAAUUUUUUUAAAAAAAUACACUUAAAUGUUUAGUAAAAUACAAUCAAGUGUUUGCAUUACAUUUAUAAAUA